AUGUAUGGCGUGAUCGCCAAAAUAAUCUGGGCAUUUGUCAGUCUACUGUUGAGACAGUCUCAUGCGCAAGUGCCGGAUGGAUGUGCGAGGGUUCACGCCAUAAUAGCCCGGGGCCAAGGUGGCGGCGACGAUCUGAAUGUGAUGAACACACUGUCGGACCUGAUCCUCCAGCAGAUCCCGGGCUCGACUACCGUUGGCUUACCCUACGACCAUGAAAAUGUUCUAAGCAAUGAGGCUAAGCGGCUCACAGUUCAUGACGGUGCAGUUCUAAUGCAGGAGUUUAUUGAGGAGUAUAGCGAAAGCUGCCCUGAGACCAAGCUUGUAGUAGUUGGCUAUUCAAUGGGCGCGAUUGUCAUUAUGGAUGCCAUUUGCGGAACUAGUCAGGUUGGGUUUUUCUUCGUCGCUCCUCUUGCACGAAGCUACAAUGAGUCGAUCAUAGCUGCCAUCGCGUAUGGUGAUGAAACAUACAUCCCCGGAAUGCCCUGGAAUGUGGGUAACUGCACGCUCGGCAUAGGGCUCACCCCUCGCUUGAAUGCCGCAUUGUGUGAUCCAUUCGGUAACUCGCUACAGAGUUACUGCGAUUACGGCGAUGAACAAUGCUGUUCGCCGUACCCAGCAGACGGAAACGCCGCCCACCAUACCUAUGUCACCAAAUAUAACCAAAAUGUGGUGGACUUCAUUGAAUACCGGCUGGCAACUGUGCAACAAUGA
This is a messenger RNA of Penicillium canescens, 711 nucleotides long. RefSeq lists its product as uncharacterized. NCBI's taxonomy places the organism in Eukaryota, Fungi, Ascomycota, Eurotiomycetes, Eurotiales, Aspergillaceae. The record is from RefSeq and is a predicted model, not a curated record. Bases 1 to 711 code for a protein of 236 amino acids. The transcript has 4 exons. Gene Ontology annotation, molecular function: hydrolase activity.